This is a messenger RNA of Nezara viridula (southern green stink bug), 1543 nucleotides long. Lineage: Eukaryota; Metazoa; Arthropoda; Insecta; Hemiptera; Pentatomidae. The record is from the annotation of a GenBank genome assembly.
AUGAUUGGAAUAGCUCUCCUCGUUUUAGCUAUAACAGCAUUGGCUUAUGCCUUCAAUUGGAUUAAAUAUUGGACUAAAUAUUGGGAAAAUAAAGGAGUGAAAUGUCUUCCAGCUGUUCCUAUCUUUGGCAAUUGCUUACCAAUGGUUUUAAAUAAGAAAAAUGUUAGUGAGAUUUUGGAAGAUAUUUACAAUGCAUUUCCAGAUGAACCCGUUGCUGGAUAUUAUGAAUUUCUGACACCACGGCUUCUUAUUCGGGAUAAUGAAUUGUCUCAAAAAAUAUUAGUAAAAGAUUUUGGACAUUUUGUUGACCAUGGAUUUGAUGUUGACGAAAAAAAAAACCCUUUGGAUAACCAACUUUUUGUGAUGACUGGAAAUAAAUGGAGAGCAUUCAGGACUAAGAUGGCCCCUUUAUUUACAUCUGGUAAACUAAGAACUAUGUAUGAUGUUAUGAAUGAAGUUGGAAAUGGUUUAUUAGAAUACAUGGAUAAAAAUAAGGAGAAUGAUAUUGAUAUUCGUGAAGUAAUGGGCUUGUUUUCUAUGGAUAUUAUUGGGUCAGCAGCUUUUGGAAUAAAUCCAGGUGUGCUAAAAAAUCCAGAUUCAGAAUUUAGAGUAAAAGGGAGACAAAUUAGUGACCCUAAUUGGAGAAAUCUAAUCAGGAUUUGGUUUUUCUUUGCUUUCCCGAAAAUGGCCAAAAAAUUAGGUGUUUCAUUUCAACCAAGCUCAGUUACAAGAUAUUUCCGCGACAUUAUUAGAAAUGCUAUUGAUUAUAGGAAAAAAAAUGAAAUUCAAAGAAAUGACUUUAUUCAAAUGAUGAUGCAACUUAAGGAAAAAGGAAAUAUUGAACUUAAAACAUUGGACGCCACUGAUGAUUACUUAAAAAAUGAGCUGAAUGAAGCCAGCACUGAAAUAUUUGAAAUAACUGAUGAUGUCUUAAUGGCUCAGGCCCAAUCAUUUUUGAUUGCUGGAUUUGAAGCGACAGCUCUUCUGUUAACAUAUGCGAUGCUAGAAAUUUGUCAAAAACCUGAAAUUCAGGAUACUUUAAGAAAGGAAGUAUUGGAACAAGUUAAACUAAACGGCGGUCUCACAUAUGAAUCAUUAAGAAAUAUGAAGUAUCUAGAGCAAGCCAUUAAAGAAACUCAAAGGAUUUACCCAUUGGUACCUUUCCUUACAAGAGUAUGCACCAAAUCUUACACAUUACCAAAUGGGUUUACAAUCGAAAAAGGAGAAUAUUUAUACAUUCCAGCGGCAGCAAUCCAUAUGGAUCCAACCUUUUAUCCUGAUCCAAAAACAUUCAAGCCUGAAAGAUUUGCAGAGCAGCCAAAACCUGGUACAUUCCUUCCUUUUGGAGAAGGUCCGAGAAUGUGUAUAGCAAUGAGAUAUGCAUUACUUGUAGUAAAAUAUGGUCUUGCAUUGUUUCUAUUGAACUAUCGAGCCAAGUUAUCUCCUUCAACCAAACUUCCUGUUAAAUUCCUUAGCAGAGCUUUUGGAAACAUUCCAACUGAAAAAAUACUAUUUAAUAUUGAAAAAGUAAAUUGAGAAAUAA